This is a messenger RNA of Physcomitrium patens, 2127 nucleotides long. RefSeq lists its product as uncharacterized. NCBI's taxonomy places the organism in Eukaryota, Viridiplantae, Streptophyta, Bryopsida, Funariales, Funariaceae. Gene Ontology annotation, biological process: mitotic cell cycle; chromosome segregation. Gene Ontology annotation, cellular component: outer kinetochore; spindle microtubule; kinetochore. The record is from RefSeq and is a predicted model, not a curated record.
UGCGGCGCUUUUCGUUGGAUUCAGCUCUUCCUGGUCGCGACUUGUCGAUGCUCGCAGUGCUUUUUUAUUUAUUUUUUUAUUUUUGAUGACUUGCGGUUUUUUCUGGGACUGGUGUUCCGGUACGUUUUGGAAUUGACAUCCGCGGGACUUUUUGGUUCAUGGAGCUGUGGAAAAACUCGCGGGGAGCUUCGUGUUACAGGAGUUUUUGUAUCGAGGAGCUGCCUGUUGGAACGCAGGAUGUUGUAGGGAGAUUUGGCUGAGGUUUCCUUGUUGUGUGCGUGAAUGAGGUCGCCUGAGCGGUUGUUGUAAUGUUUCGAUUUCUGGUCUGGCGCAUUUUCGUUAACGUUAGGCUUGGAUGAGGUUGCGACUUGCUUAAUGUAGUGGACUUAGGUUAAGUUGAGGCUUGGGAUUGUUUCCAAAUAUCUUGCGAUGGCGUCUCAGAGGGCGCCGAGCACGUCGAUGCUGGCAGCUGCGUGGUGUGAUAGAUUGAAUCAAUUUUGCACGCAACUUCAGAAAAAUUGUUCCUCCCUGCACAGCAUUGUCCAACGAAAGCCGGAAUCGCAAUCAAGAGACCACAACUUCGAUAUUUUUCUGGAAGAUCUGAAUGAGGAUAUAACUUCUGCCCUAGCGGAGCUUCAGCAUUUAGAGGAGAGAACAACUGACACUUUAUCAUUUGAGGAACUCCUAGUGCACUGCGAUGCCUUGUACAAGUCGAAUGAGGACGGCAUUGCCAAACUCGAACUCCAACUACAGCAGUAUGGUUACACACCAGUUGAAGUGCCCAAACAAACUCAUAUUGAAGUUCUACAUGGUCAUUCGCACCAGGAAAUCGAAACGAAGUCUCAUAUUUUAGAUGAGGCGAUUUCACCACCUAGAUCUGGGGUUACUCCACCCUCAGUCAAUGAGAAUGAGACAUCUAUAACGACACCAGUGGCGCUCUCAUAUUCAGCCAAGAAUACUAAAAGAGACGUUGAAUACAGCCCUUUAUUUGGUGAUUUAGGAGACCUUGAAAAUCUGGAAAGCCUUGGUAUUUCUGCCACGAGUCUCACAGCACUGGCUAGUCAAGAUGAACCUGUUAGCUCCGUUCAUCCACUUCAACACAAGCUUACUUUCGUGGAGUCGCCGAAAAAAGAUGUGAUGAUAAGCAUGAGGGAUUCUGAAAUUGAGGAUAAUUUGAAGACAAAGUUCGGCAGUCAUAGACCUUCCGAAGCAGAUAUAAAGCAUAUACCACUUCCGAGCACAUCAGAUUCAAUGUUUGAUUCAACGUAUGGACAUGAUUCCAUACCAGUUGUUUUCAAUAAACCUGUUAAUGGGUGUGGCAUUGGAUCUACGAAUUCUACAACAACCACAACUUUUUCUACAAGAGAUGAAACUGUUCAAAGCGUAGAAACCAAUAAUGUUCCCUCUCUUACUGAAAUAAGCAGUGUACAAUACGACAAUCUUCCCAUAUGGCUAAGGUCUCAGGUCUCUUUGCAGGAGCUCAAUGGUGCAGUCGCUAAAAUCAAUGAUCUAGUAAGUCAGCGUACCAUUGGAGGGCAACAUGCCACACAGUUUUUUCUUGAUCAAAAAGAUGUUCAAGCUCUUGGACUAGGAUCAAAAGCGAGAGCAGGCAUUAUGUUACUUACGAAAGCGGAUAAGAUUGUCACCCAAAAUAUUAAUGGUGUGACCACUUACCGAAUAUGUGUUUGAGGACUUGUACGGUCCUAGGCACCAGGGUAUAUCAUCCUCAGUUAAGUCUAUAGGAGUGUGUUCUUCAUCGUGUUAUGAAGACUUCCUACACUGUCAAAGUAAUAAGCUUGGGAAGUCUUUCAGUUCUGCAGUAUUUGCUAAGGAAUAAAUGUGGCUUCAUCCCCAUAAAGAUUAUUUCCUCCGCGCCCGUUGCACGUGUUCGGCAGUGUUUACUUUAGGUAUGAGGCUGGGGAUUACGCUGUUACCUAUUAGCGAGAAAAUCGUUGAUGACACCUCCCGUUCCUUGUUUUGUCUCAUAAUGCUUUGUUUCAUCAGUGAAUUAGGCAAUUUAUAGUACGCCUCUUUGGCAGUGUAUGCAGCACAAUAAAUGAAGCAUUGUGUAUAGCACUUGCACAAAAUUCUGCUUGGAACAAGUUUGAAGCAGAAGCUUGUGCUCUA